CGGGAAAUUUAUAAAAGAGUGAUCCGUUGGUGCUUUCGUAGCAGUCGGUCGCAACUGUACCGUACGGAUACAGCAUUUUGGAUUAUUGAGAUUGUCAGAGGCUGAAAUCAGGAAUCAUGGGAGCAAUCGAGUGGGUCACUGGAGCUGAUGAAUAUCUGUGUCCUUUAUCUGAGGAGACACAAAAAUUAGCGAAGGAUGAAUUGAGAGAGGAUCGAAAUACUCGAGACCAGGCGCUGGAGCAGAUGAGGAACUGGAUUAAAUUAAAUCCAAGAAUUGAAAAUUCACGACUCGAUGCGCAAUUCCUUCUACGAUUUCUUCGCUGCAAGAAGUUCAAUGUUCCGAUGGCCCAGGAAGCCACUGAACGUUAUCUCCUUCUCAGAAAAGUUUAUCAUCCUGCCUUCAAUAAACUCGACAUCACCGAAGCAAAUGUCUCAGAAUUGCUUGAGCUCGGAUAUCUAUUUGCCGUACCUGGAAGAGACUCAAAAGGCCGCCGAGUGAUUGUCGCACGACCUGGUGUUUUUGAUCCAUACAAAUUCACUAACGUCGACAUGUGCAAGAUCCAUGCGAUUACUUAUGAGGCAUUGAUGGAGGAUGAAGAGAGUCAGGUGCGAGGGUUUGUACAUUUUGCUGAUGGCGCUGGUGUGAGUUUUCCCCAUUUGACCUUGUUCACACCUCGAGAAGCCGUUCGAAUUGUAAAAAAUGGAGAAGUAAGGCUUUUUAAUCCAUUGCCCAUGAAGGAAAUGAUCGCACUUUGGAGGAAAGAAUUGCUCGAGCUUACACCACGCCUCCUCUCUCAUGACAAAAUGAGCGUUCGUCUUCAUUUGUAUUCGGAAAAAGCUCGAGAAGGUGCAGUUUCAGCUUUAAAACAAGGAUUUGGAUGUGCAAGCGUUGGAAGUAGCGAUGGAACCCUCCACGGUAUUACCGGUUCCUUCAGGAAAUUGGAAGUCGAUUGAUCCCACAACCAUGCGAUUUUUUGUCCUAGGCCAAAUUUUUUAUCGUGAUGAGGAAGAUUAGGUUGUGCUUGUUAUAUUUUUGAUACAUACCGUGUGAUAUUCGGGAAAUUGUAUAUCCAUGGAGUACGUAAACCAAUUAAAAAUGGACGAAAUUUUCCACUCGCCGAAAUGAAAAAUUAAUCGACGAAUUUUCAUCGUGUGUUCUCAUGAAUUUUUUACGUGGAUUUUUUUUUUAACUUAUAGCGAAUAUUUUUGAUACUCAACAGUAAAAUAAGUU
This is a messenger RNA of Fopius arisanus, 1230 nucleotides long. RefSeq names its product clavesin-2. Bases 117 to 953 code for a protein of 278 amino acids. Gene Ontology annotation, cellular component: membrane. NCBI's taxonomy places the organism in Eukaryota, Metazoa, Arthropoda, Insecta, Hymenoptera, Braconidae. The transcript is spliced from 7 exons. Gene Ontology annotation, molecular function: phosphatidylinositol bisphosphate binding. The record is from RefSeq and is a predicted model, not a curated record.